ACGGAGCAAUAAACUAACACACUACCAAAAUGUAUUCCGAUCCUGCCCAGGAUUCGGUGGCGACGCAAACGGAGGCCCAGCCGAAUCCUUUGCCCGUCUGCACCCCGCUGCUGAUGGUGGACGAGGAUGGAAGGAAGCGGUAUUGCUACCAUGGUGGGAAGUGCAAGUGCGCCACCUGCGCCAAGAUCCGGGCGGAGCAGGCGGUGAAACUGGACCAGGAGCUGUUGUCCUACAUACCACACUCAAAACUGCAUCUGGAGGUUCCAGUACGGAUGGCCAAACCGAAGCAGUACCGCCUGGAGGCCCGACGAGCAGAUCCCGAGUUGGCCAAAUGGCUGCGCGACGACCACGAACGGCUGAGGGCCGAGUACCCCACGUACUACCUUCCGGAUCGGUACUUCAGUGAGAAGUUCUACGAGUUGCCCGGACCCCAGCACAAGGAGACCCAAACGGACAUCCCCAUCGGGCGCUACGGCAUCGAUGGCUGUCCCUGUCCCGACAAAUCGCGCUGCUACGAUAUGUAAUCCUGGGCAGGUUUCGGUUACGCAAUCAAUAAAAUUUCUGAGUACGAUGAGAAAUAAGUUA
Drosophila subpulchrella is the source of this 585-nucleotide messenger RNA. RefSeq lists its product as uncharacterized. The transcript has a single exon. The record is from RefSeq and is a predicted model, not a curated record. The coding region runs from base 30 to 524 and encodes 164 amino acids. Lineage: Eukaryota; Metazoa; Arthropoda; Insecta; Diptera; Drosophilidae.